Messenger RNA from Acanthosepion pharaonis, 801 nucleotides. NCBI's taxonomy places the organism in Eukaryota, Metazoa, Mollusca, Cephalopoda, Sepiida, Sepiidae. The record is from the annotation of a GenBank genome assembly.
AUGUGUGUGGCUUCUUUUUUCUUCUUUCCCUUCUUUUUUCCUUUCUUUAAUGGAAGAAGCAGUGAAGGGUUCCUUUAUUUUUAUGAACCUUUUUUUUUUCUUUUCUUUUUGUGGGCGACGAGGCCGACCUGUAGCUUAUCUCUGUUCAUUAUCUAUCUAUCCCAGUACGUUCAUAUCUCUGUCUGUCUAUCUAUCUGGUCUGUUUCUAUUCAGAUUAUCUAUCUAUCUAUCUAUCUAUCUAUCUAUCUAUCUAUCUAUCUAUCUAUCUAUCUAUCUCAGUCUAUCUAUCUAUCUAUCUAUCUAUCUAUCUCAGUCUGUUCAUAUCUAUCUAUCUAUCUAUCUAUCAUCCAUCCAUCUAUCUAUCAGUCUGUCAUCCAUCCAUCUCUAUCUAUCUCUAUCUAUCUAUCUCAUCUAUCAUAUCUAUCUAUCUAUCUAUCCCAGUCUGUUCACAUAUCUAUCUAUCUCAGUCUGUUCAUAUCUGUCUAUCUAUCUAUCUAUCUAUCUAUCUAUCAUCUAUCCAUCUGUCCAUCUAUCUAUCUAUCUCAGUCUGUUCAUAUCAUCUGUCUAUCUAUCUAUCUAUCUAUCUAUCUAUCUAUCUAUCUAUCUAUCUCAGUCUGUUCAUAUCUAUCUAUCUGGUCUCUAUCUAUUCAUCUAUCUCAGUCUGUUCAUAUCAUCUAUCUGGUCUCUUUCUAUUCAAAUUAUCUAUCUAUCUAUCUAUCUAUCUAUCUAUCUAUCUAUCUAUCUAUCUAUCUAUCUAUCUAUCUAUUUCGAGGUGAAAUUGAAAAAUUACGCAACUCUUGA